This is a messenger RNA of Penicillium concentricum, 630 nucleotides long. RefSeq lists its product as uncharacterized. Lineage: Eukaryota; Fungi; Ascomycota; Eurotiomycetes; Eurotiales; Aspergillaceae. The transcript has 2 exons. The record is from RefSeq and is a predicted model, not a curated record. Bases 1 to 630 code for a protein of 209 amino acids.
AUGGCUGACCUGCAAAAAAGCAUCGACAUGGUCCUUGGCACCCUGACCAUCCUCAACUUCACUACGCAUCCACUUCCAGCUUGUGCGAGCGAAAUCUCGCCCACACAGAAUCCUGUGCUAGAGAGCCGAUCCGCUCCACCGGAGCUUCACGAGCAGGCUGGCCGAGAACUCGUAUCGGUUGACUGGGGUCUAGCCAACUCGACAGGCUCUCCCGCAGGUCCGCAGUUCCCAACCGGAGGCGAUGUCUUCCGGUCGUCGGUUCCAACAACUUGUUGCUGCCGGCCGCAGUCGCACGAUUCCUAUAGCGAAUGCUUCGAGUACACUGUCUAUACUGCCUUAAUGAACGCCCACUAUGCCCCGCAGCAGUUCUCUUGCCCAACGGAAACCAUCCCGCGCCUUCCAUUCCUCCAGGCCCUGCUUUUAAUUAGAUACGGCGAAAACGUCGUCUCGCAGCUCCGCACAACCGAGAUCCAAGACAAUAUGUCAUACCCAAUCUGGGCUGACUUCGUGCAUUUCCCACGGCUACGGGACGCGUUGGUGUUAGAUUCAAUCGAGUACGUGAAGAACGAGCUCAACGUGGACUACGCGGCAUCUAACCAAAUUGGCCGAGUUCGCGCCCGAUUCUCGUGA